AUGUCAAUGCUUAGCCGUUAUGCUUUGAACAUUUUUGCUUAUAGGAUGAACAUUACAAACAAGAUUGAGACGUGUGGAAUAUCAUCAACAGUCGAAGAAGAAGCAACAGCUUAUUCUGUAGAGCAGCAUCAUAUUUCAACCAUGAAUCCCAGUCAUCAAGAAGAAGCUGACAGCGGCAGUGACGGCUAUAACAACGAAGAAGAGCUGUCAAACACACAUACGGCUUCCCGAUGGAGAAGGGACGACGGUAUUCUGAUUGCAGAAAACACACUCCAUAUUCUCAAAAGUGGAUGGUACGAUGCUGUUGAUAAUACACGCGUUGUGGUUUCACAGGAUGUCAAAUUCGCUGUGACAAACACCGUUUUGUAUCCGUUUGAUGCGUUUAAUUUAAAGGCGACGGCAGCACCAUAUAUCAACUCCAGCACAGUCUUGCAUGUCACUCAUUGCACCACACUUCAAGCUGCCAGGUCGCUGUCAUCCCAGGGAUUUGAUGUAGGAGUGCUGAAUUUUGCAUCGGCUAAAAAUCCAGGGGGAGGAUUUCUCAGAGGUGCUAAUGCUCAGGAAGAAAGCAUCGCACGUUCAAGUGCGUUGUAUUGGUGCAUCAGUCAAGACAGCACCCUCUCAUACUAUCAGCGCAACCGAAAUGACAGAUUGUGUUUGUACACUCAUACGAUGAUUUACUCGCCGCGUGUGCCAAUUCUGAAAAACGAUGUCGGUACUCUCUUAUUACGUCCCUACUACUGUGGUAUCGUCACAUGUCCAGCUCCGAAUGCUGGUGUCGCAUCCAAGCGUCAUAGGAAUUGGGCUUGGAUGGUGCGCGAUGAAAUGGACGAACGCAUUCGCCGGAUUCUUUUGGUCUUCCAGACGCAUAUGCACGAUGCCUUGGUCUUGGGCGCCUGGGGAUGCGGCGUCUUCCAAUGUGAUCCGUAUAUGGUGGCGGCGCUUUUCAAAAGACAUUUGAAAUCGCCAGCGUUCAAAAAUUCUUUCAAACACAUUACAUUUGCCAUUUUAGAUGAAAAAAUGUGCGCCGUUUUCAAUGAGGUCUUUGCCGAUACAGAGCCCAUUGAGAACUUACUACAAGAAAUCGCUCAAAGAUCCGAGCGGACGCGACGCUCCAAAGUAAAAGAUAAAGUUAGUAUCGAAGCUGCAAAAUUAUUGGUUCGUGGUGCCGUAUCCGGCGCAAUAUGCGAUUGUAAGACUAAAUGUGGGAUGAAACAUUGUCCCUGUAAAAAAGUAGGAGUGCCAUGCUCAACAAAACGUCAUGUUAAACAGCGUGGAUGUUUGAAUUCAACUUAA
This is a messenger RNA of Didymodactylos carnosus, 1296 nucleotides long. NCBI's taxonomy places the organism in Eukaryota, Metazoa, Rotifera, Eurotatoria, Philodinida, Philodinidae. The record is from the annotation of a GenBank genome assembly.